AUGAGGUGGUGGAAAUGCUCAGAAAGCAGUUCUGAGGAGCCAAGAUGCACGCAUUGUGAUAUCACAGGCUCCUCCAGGUUUCCUCAGAGAGUGUUUUGGGGCUGUCUCACUGCCUCUCUGUUGGUCAUUAUCAUCACCCUCGUCGCCCUCAUUAUCGCUGGGAAGUUAUCACUCCAGUCAGAGACACAGGUCAUCAGAUUCAUAUCUCCCGACCAUCCUGCCUCUCUGAUCAAUCAGUCUGCAUUUGUGGACAGACACAACAACAUAGUGACUUACUCCGUCACUUCUCAUGCCAACCACACGUCUACAGUGCUUUUUGACAUUAAACAUGGGUUAAUUUGUUACAAGCCUGACAAUCAGGAUAGCUGCUUUCUUCGCCAAAUGGAGAUGUCUGAUUAUGAAGACAUGCACACUCUCCUGAACGUGUCAGAGCAAAAGGUGACUCAGAUCUGGCUGGUGGGCAACACGACUCAGAGACACACUGAGUUUUUAGGUGUGUUGUCAGGCCGUCGCGUGGAAGCUACAACAUUGCAGCAACCUCUACAGACGCUCUGUCAGCACAGACCCGUGUACUGGACCAGGAGAGCUGACGGUCCCAAAGAACGAUUAAUUUACUUCUGCAUCGACAUCUGCUUCCCCAACAACAUCUGUGUGUCAGUGUGUUUCUACUACCUGCCAGAAUGAGCCUUCGUUCAGAAAGUUAAGCGCACACAGGAAACCCAUGUGGCCCCUGGUAUGAAGGCACGUCACAGAAAGCCAACUGGAGGAGCCACACACAGAUCACCGACACAGUAAACAGAACCGGCAUAUGUCAUCUGCAACUGUCUGACGUUUCCAACAUGUUUCUAUUUUGCUUUUUGUAUUUCUUGUAAACUGAUGCAGAUAAGUAACCAAAAGCACUGUUGAGUUUUAAUAAAACAUUUUUAUUGACUCAU
Trichomycterus rosablanca is the source of this 935-nucleotide messenger RNA. RefSeq names its product BRICHOS domain containing 5 (gene bricd5). The coding region runs from base 1 to 684 and encodes 227 amino acids. Lineage: Eukaryota; Metazoa; Chordata; Actinopteri; Siluriformes; Trichomycteridae. Gene Ontology annotation, biological process: regulation of cell population proliferation. The transcript is spliced from 6 exons. The record is from RefSeq and is a predicted model, not a curated record.